CUCUUCGGCCGUGGCGCUACUCUGCAAGGCAAAAAAAAAAAAGAAAUUUCCGCUUCCUGCAGCGAUAAACACCUAACGCAACUUAAGAAAACAUUAGCAGCGAGUUUCUCGGAAACGAGCAGAUAUAACGGCAGCGCACCGCGGGCGAAGUGAUCGUCACAAAUGGACCGGUUGAACCACGAUCCUCGCAGACAGAUGAUUGUUGUGCAGUAGGAAAUCUGCGCUUCCAAAGCACACCGUUUUAUUUGGGUUUUCUUUUGUUGUUUUUAAACAUAAGGUACCUCCAGUAUGUCGGAGCGGGGAGGGCUCCCGAGGACUGGAAACGUACCGUCUCCGCAGCCCUCCAAACCGGCGGCGAUCACUUCCAAUCGCCCGGUGCACAUGAACCUGUACGCCACCUGGGAAGUGGACCGAUCGUCCCCGAGCUGCGUGCCGAGACUCUUCAACCUGACGCUAAAGAAGCUGGUCAUGCUGAAAGAGCUGGAUAAAGAUUUGACCUCUGUGGUUAUCGCUGUCAAACUCCAGGGCUCAAAGCGAAUCCUUCGUUCCAAUGAGAUCCUGUUGCCAUCGACCGGCCAGACGGAAACUGACCUGCAGCUCACGUUCUCAUUGCAGUAUCCUCACUUCCUGAAACGGGAUGCCAACAAACUUCAGAUCAUGCUGCAGAGGAGGAAGAGAUACAAGAACAGAACCAUCCUGGGCUACAAGACCCUCGCGUUCGGACUCAUCAACAUGGCAGAGGUGAUGCAACACCCGACGGAGGGUGCUCAGGUUCUUGGUUUGCACAGUCAGCUGAAGGAAGUGUCUGUCCGUGUGGCUGAAAUCAGAGUUUACUCUCUUUCCAGUCAACCCAUCGACCACGAGGGGCCCAAAGCCAAGAUGAAUGAUCGUUCUCCAGACAUUGAUAACUACUCUGAGGAAGAGGAGGAGAGCUAUUCAUCUGAACAAGAGGGCAGUGACGACCCCGUCCAUCAUUAUCUAGAUGAUGAAGAGGAUGAGGUGAGAAAGAAGAAACCCAGACGCAAACUCACCUCCAAUGCAUCGAUCACCAGACAACCCAAUAUCAAGCAGAAGUUUGUGGCAUUGUUGAAGAGGUUUAAGGUGUCAGAUGAGGUAGGAUUUGGUUUAGAGCAUGUGUCCCGAGAGCAGAUUCAGGAAGUGGAGGAGGAUCUGGAUGAACUCUAUGACAGUUUGGAGAUGUACAACCCCAGCGACAGCGGACCAGAGAUGGAGGAAAACGACAGCAUCCUCAGCACUCCAAAACCCAAACUCAGACCAUUCUUUGAGGGAAUGUCUCAGUCGAGCUCCCAGACAGAAAUCGGCAGCUUGAACAGUAAAGGAAGUCUGAGCAGAGACCCCUUCUGCCCUCAGGGGGAGCAGCCACCAUCAGAUAAACUCAAACACUCUCGAAGCCGCAACCUGGAGGAGCCGCUGUCUGAGACUGACACUCUGGAGCUGAAUGAUCAGGAGUUGUUUAGUGAAGUCGGUCCCAGUAUAACGGUGUCUGUGGCUGAGAAACCCCGAACACCGUUAAAAACAAGCAAGAGCGAGAUCCAGUCCAUACCGUCCCCCAGGUUGGAUGGAGGACUCACACCCAGGAAGCGCAUCACUCCUGUGAAGGAUCGACAGCUCUCUAAACCGCUGAGUGAACGAACCAACAGCUCAGAUAGCGAAAGAUCACCUGAGCUUACCCACAGCACACAGGUGCUCAGGAAGGCUGUAUAUGAUCAGUUGAAUCAGAUUUUGUUAUCUGAUUCUGCUCUUCCUGAAAGUCUGAUUCUGAUCAAUGGCGCAGACUGGCAAGGACAGUAUGUUGCAGAGCAGUUGCAGGUCCAGAAGCAGUCUGUGGUGUGCACGUGUUCUGGUGCAGAGAUUCAGGCCGUUCUGUCCGCUCUGCUUACACGUAUACAGAAAUUUUGUAACUGUAACUCAUCCAUGCCACGGCCGGUGAAGGUGGCGGUAGUCGGGGGUCAAAGUUAUCUGGGCUCUGUGCUGCAGUUUUUCGUCACUCAAUUGGCCAACAAGACGUCUGAUUGGCUCAAUCACAUUCGCUUUCUGAUUGUGCCUCUAGGUUCUCAUCCUGUUGCUAAGCACCUGGGUGCCCUUGACAACCGCUACAGCACAGUCUUCCUUGAUGGAGCAUGGAGAGACCUGUUUAACCGAUCAGAACCACCACAGACAGAUUUGGUGGAUGUAGCGGGUCGUAUCGCUCUGUACAUCAGUGGAGCCGUUCUCACUCACCAGCUGCCCAUCGCUGAGGCCAUGCUUACCUGCAAGCACAAAACGAGGGAUGAGGAUUCCUAUCAGAAGUUCGUCCCUUUUAUUGGGGUGGUGAAAGUGGGAUUGAUUGAGCCUGGACAAUCAUCAGCAGGGGACAUUGAUGAGGGUGUGGCUGUGAGUUUGGCUGUGCCCUCCACAUCUCCACCCUCUCACGGAUCACCUGCCAGUCUGAAAGAGACGGCCACACCCCCUUCCUCUCCGUCAAUGGGUGGAGGUUUGGUCGUACAGGGGAGUCCCAGUAUGUCUCACGGCGUGGAUGCCAUUGGACUGCAGGUGGAUUACUGGCUGGCAUCUCUGGCUGAGAAGCGUCGGGAGGGAGAAAGGAGAGAUAUGGUCUGUAAGAACACUCUAAAGAGUGCAUUCUGGUCCCUGCAGGUCAGCCGGCUGACAGGAGGGGGAGUCAGUGACCCGCAAGCUCCUGUCAACACUAUGGCCAUGACAGUGGUCACCAAAGAGAAGAACAAGAAAGUUCCAACCAUUUUCCUGGGGAAGAAACCUAAAGAACGUGAGAUGGACUCUAAAAGUCAGGUCAUUGAGGGCAUCAGCCGGCUCAUCUGCUCAGCCAAACAGCAGCAGACUAUUCUGAAAGUUACCAUUGAUGGAGGAGAGUGGAAUGACGUAAAGUUCUUCCAGUUAGCAGCUCAAUGGCCGACUCAUGUCAAGUAUCUCCCAGUUGGAUUGUUUGGCUACAGCAAACCACCCUCCUAGGAUGGCCAACAUUCAAAACCCCACCUUCAACCCGCAACCUACACCCCAUUGCACACCAUUCCUGCCUCUCAGAAUGCCGGCCAAUUGUAGUUGUGAGACAGGACUCUCCUAAGUAGGUGUCUCUGGUGGUUGGAUAGGUGUAGUUGUAUAAGUUUGAUUUGGCGGGUUUGGUAGACUUUUAUAAGCACUUUUAUCACUUUUAUUUAUCAAAAGGUCCCAGAGCCACAUGUGGGGGCCAAGCACAAAAUUUGAAUACAUCACCUGUCAACCAUCAACCUGAUCACUAUUGAACAGCAUGACAAGACAUACGUCCCUUAAAAAUAUAAUCCCUGACCUCACUGUUACAACAAUGAAUGGCUUUCAUUAUUGACCUCAAUGUUAAAAUUGAAGUAUUACCAACAAAUGCAGUUUAAUCCAUUUAAGAAAUGUUCCAUGGUAACCACAGUUUCCACCAAAACACCGUAGUUACUAUAGUUAUUGUUAGUACUGUAAAAUCAGAACAUAUAUUAACAUAGCCAUCUCCCCCCUUGUUGACAAAACUCGGAAAUGCAUCAUUAACCUCUAGCUGGCAUGUCUUAAAUUACACCCAUAACAGGACCCACUUUCUAUUAGAUAUCUUUAACUGCUGUACUUGUUUAAGCAUUUGAUACAAUGUACUUAUUAUGUACAUAGGUGUUGUUGCAUUGUACUUGGAUAUAAACCUGCAUUUAAUUUCAUCUGUAGUUACACUGUUAACCUAAACCCAACCCUAACCCCUACUCCUAAACCUACCCAUACCUCAAACUCAAUAGCAGCAAAUGUAAAUUUUGUGAAAUUUUGAAAUUUUUUGAAGAAUAUGUAGUUACACAAUAAAUACAUUGUACUGUAUGCGUUUUAAUGUUAGUACAUAGUACAUUAAGACACCUAAUAGAAAGUGGGACCAAAACUAUUUUAAUAUUGGUUCCGUGUUGCACUUUAUGUACUUGUGCAUGUGCUGAGCUGUGCUAACUGAGCUGCUGUAGACUCCAAAUUUCUUUUCCCUCAGUAUACAGAAGGUUGGGAUCUGUGACUUAACAAAUAGUGGUUUACAGUGACACAGUGGUUAAUCCGAAUAUCUAGAAUCGUUUUAAUUACUUGUAUAUUAUUUUGUACACAGAUUAUGGUUUUAUGUGUCGGAAGAUCUAACGAUCGUUUAGUUCUACUUUUAAAAGUGACAUUUUUAGCUUAAAUAUGUAGCUCAUUUAUUUAUUUAUUUCCAUAAACCAUAUCUCCAAAGAUCACUCUUGCCAAUCAGAAUGUAAACAUUGUGGGAAAUGUAUAGGAGGGGGGAGAGAGCUCAAGGGAAUGAUGUCAUCGAUUAGCAAAAGGGCUGGACUAGGUUGGACAUGAAAUUGUUAAAAAAUAAUUUGUGGCGUAGGCAGCAGAAUUGAGGAAAAUGGUGUAUUGUUAAUUUUGUGUUCUUAUAUGAAUCUUCACAGUUGUAAGCAAGUUUGGGGAGAUCUUUAGAAGGGAAACCUUUGCUAGAUGCUAUGCACUUCAACUCAACUUUACACUUACACAUCUUCGUCCAAAGCACGUUUUUGCCAACUAGAUCCUCACACGGAAUGCCCCGUUAAAGCAAGCAUGGGAUCAGACCUUCACGAUUAGUACCUUUUAAAGGUUUAAAGUCACGAGCUAAACAGCAAAACUGAUCUUGGAUCAGUCAUUUUAGAGCUACAAGCUCCCUUUAUUUGCUAGUUGUUACAAUAUAGUUAAAGGCAGCUUUCAAGAAAGUAACUGUGUUCUAUUUUGUCUAAAACGUUUGUUAGAUAUUCUUGUGUGUGUGUGUGCGUGUUGGGUAAUGCAACUAACAAGAUGUUAUUGUUUGCGAUGUGGUUUUAAAAUGAUAACAAAAAAACAUUAUCUCUGAAACAAUGUUGUGCCACAGUUAGAGUGAUACAAGUAUGUUGUGUGACUGUUGUUGUUUUUUUGUGCGUGUAUGUGUGUAUUUUAUAAUAGUGUUCACUGGUAAGGUUAGUCUGUGGUGUAAACUAAAACAUUCUUCAAUUCAGUCACAACACAAGAUUCAGCAUUUUUUCGCCCAGCCGACUUUCUAAUAAUUUAAACUUGAAAUGCUAAUGAUUUAUACCAUUAUUGUUACAUAAUAAUUAAUUUGUCAUUUUCACAAUAUUAUUAUUAAUUCACUUUCAAUCUCACAUGCCGGGUCCUAGUUCACCACAAAAUCAAGCAAAAUAAGAAAUUGUAUUUUUCAGAAAGAAAAUUAAGUUUGAAAAUAUUUGUACAUCAUGGUAGUAUGUGUCGGCUUUAAUUUAUGCUUAUAUAUAAAUGUAAAAAUCUAUGUAUUUUAGUUAUUCUUUCCCCCCUGUAAUACAGUAAAAAAAUUACUGUAGUAGAGUGAUAAUUGGAAUAAUGGGAAUUACUGAAAAACAUAAAAGUAAAAAGUCUGGACGCAUGAUGGUCAUGAGAAUUUUGAGUGAACUUGAUUGUCAUUGUACUACAUAAUGAAAAUAAUGACACAAUGCAAAAAAAUCUUAAGAAAAGGCUUUAUAUAUAUAUAUAUAUAUAUAUAUAUAUAUAUAUAUAUAGAUAUAUAAACUUUUUUAAAUGUGACCCAGACAUGUUUUUACAAGAUUCACUCAAAAGCUUUCUUUCGGGUAACUUUUAAUAUUUUUCAUGUCUUUUUUUCUUAAUAAGAGUGUCAAUUAGUAACAAAAAGUAUUACAAACAACUAAGUAUUAAAGUAAAGGGAUCUGUUGCAAUUAAAGCUUGUUUUUUUAGAUGCAUGGAGACAAAAAACAAAAACAAAUCAUUUAAAAAAAAUCACAAAAUGUCCUGUCUGCACACUGAAUGACAAUCAGACUGGAAAAGAUACAUACAUACAUACACAUACACACACAUACACAAACACACACACAUUAAACUUGCAUAGUGUAAGAAGUACAGUGAAUUAAAAACUUAUUUUUCUUGAACAACUAAGUAUUAAAAUACAAAUGGGUCAUUUAGAUGUAUUCCUUUAACCUGCUCCUUAGAUGUUUAGCAAUAGUUUUAAGCUUUUGUUGUUGUUUUUAAGUGUUUUUCCUUUUGUGUAUAAUAAAUGCAGCUCUCCUACAGUAUUUCUACCCAUAUUCUGAAGAAACCUUCAAAAUGAUGCUUCCCUGGCAUUUAAAAAAUAAUAUUUAGAUCGUUUUGGGCUGAAUUUUAUUCUAAAUUCCUUAAAUAAAAAUGUAUGUAAUGCCGUUACAUUUGCUGUUUGUGUUUUAAACUUGUAUGAUGGGCAAGCAAAAAUCUGCAGUAACCUUUAUACAAGCUUUUUGAGGUAAACCACACACAUUUAAACCUUAAAUGUUAACUAUUUUUGGGGUGCAGGUUUAAAGUUUGUUUAAAGGUUUAAAGUGUUUCUUGAAAGGAAAUAAGGAGAGGCACCAAAAAAAGUGUCACUGCCAAAGAGUGUCAGCUGUUACAUUUUGUUUGUGUGUGUGUAGGAGGAAAAAUAGAUUUUCAGUAUUUUUGGAGCAGUCUGGAAGUAAUACAUUUUUCAGAAUGUUCAUUUAAAUAUGAAAAGAAAAUGCUUGGACACACCACAUUCAAAUUCUGUUUUCAACAACUACAAAAUACCCAUUCCUUCAUCUGAACACGGACUGUCUUUUAAUCCAUGUGCUAUUUGGAGUCUGGUCUUUGCCUGGCUGUACGUGUACCUCUGUACAGUAUGUACUUGUGUGUUGAUUGUAAUGUGAACGUUUUUCAGAAACCAUGAAGUGGAUUUGAGCAUAAUUAUAUGAACAGCCAAUCAAAAUGGUCUUUUCCACUUCAUCAAAUACUUCUUGUCAGUCUAUCACAAUCUGUUUGAGAGCUCAUAUGCCUGAAUUCCACAAGCUUCGGAUUCAAACAGCAGAUUUGGCUAAAGUUAGCCAAUGUAAAAAUAAUACCCCGUAAUAUUUAGAGGGGGACGAAGCCAAGCUUGUGGAUUAGAGAAAUAUUUUUGCACAUGCAUUUAUUAUAUUUUAGCAGUUUUCAGCUGUUUGCCUUUUUGCCUCUUGACAAUAAUGCUUGUACAUAUCCAAAGUGCUUGUAAUGAGAACGUAUGUUCCUUUAUUAUUUUUAUUAUUUUACAUGUUUUGUAGUACUGCUUUUUCAUAAUUCGGUUGUCAAUCAAUAGAUGUGGUAUAUGGACAUUGGAAGUGUUACUUGUAUUCUUUUUUUAUUUAAUAAACACCUGA
This is a messenger RNA of Xyrauchen texanus (razorback sucker), 7184 nucleotides long. Its product is annotated as phosphofurin acidic cluster sorting protein 1-like. The transcript is spliced from 24 exons. The record is from RefSeq and is a predicted model, not a curated record. The coding region runs from base 289 to 2988 and encodes 899 amino acids. Gene Ontology annotation, molecular function: transmembrane transporter binding. Gene Ontology annotation, biological process: protein localization to plasma membrane. NCBI's taxonomy places the organism in Eukaryota, Metazoa, Chordata, Actinopteri, Cypriniformes, Catostomidae.